UUUACCUCUUAUAAUGCAAAAUAACAAUGAAUUUUUAAUUCUUUUACGUCAACAAAUUAAAAAUUUAAAGAAAGAUGAUUUAUUUGAUUGUGCAGUUUCUCAUUUAUUAAUUUUUGUUGGGGCUAACUUUGCUGGAUUUGAACGUAUAUCUCUUGGCUCUAAAAACCUUUUUGAAGGUUUUGAACCGAUUGAACAGCUGAAGGAGCUUUUUUUUAAUGAAUUAUCUUUUGGAUUGAAUAAACCGUUUGAUGGAGCUCGGUUAGUUAUUUAG
Meloidogyne enterolobii is the source of this 271-nucleotide messenger RNA. The record is from the annotation of a GenBank genome assembly. NCBI's taxonomy places the organism in Eukaryota, Metazoa, Nematoda, Chromadorea, Rhabditida, Meloidogynidae.